AUGUGUGGCAUAUUAUUUCGAUUACAAAAAUCUGUCAUAAAUGAUUCAUUCCACGAUGAAUUGUGGAAUCAAUUGAUUAUUCGAAAUAAACAACGUGGACCGGACAUUCAAGGGAAAUUCUCUAAAUCAAUCCAAUUUACCACUUCAUUCGAAAUCAAUUUAAUAUUUUAUGGCGCAGUUUUGCAUUUACGAGGACCUACUGUUAAUAAACAACCUUUGAUAGAUAACGAUGAACAAGAUGUGUUAUUAUGGAACGGGGAAAUAUUUGAUGGUAUUGAGGUUCCACCUGGAGAAAAUGAUACAAAAUAUCUCUUUGCAGCUUUGAAAGAAAGUUACAAGGUUGAAAAUGAUAAGGAUCAAAAUAAUGAGAUACUUGAGAUUCUUCGGAAGAUCGAAGGACCAUACGCGAUUGUGUACUGGCAGAAUUCAAAACGUAAAUUAUGGUUUGGACGAGAUUGCUUGGGAAGACGUUCUUUAUUAUGGCAUUUACCUUCCGAAGGAGAUGACAAUUUCAUAUUAACAUCUGUAGGAUGUAAAGUUUCACAAGCCUCAGAAGCAUCUACUUCAUUACCUUAUUUUGCAGAAGUUCCAGCUAGCGGUAUAUUCUGUUUAGAUUUAAAUAAAAUGUUGUCACUGGCUUCAUUAGAAUCUCUGGAAAAUUUCUUGACACAUUACAAAUGGCAUGAAGUAAAUGAAUCAGUCAAUGAUUCGUCGUGUACUUUACCUUUUGGCAGAGUUAAUGACACUCUUCCAGGCUCUGAAGAUCUACCUCAAUUGCCGAAUCCAUUAGACGUAUCCAAUCAUUCUUUCAUUCCAGCCAUAUCACCUGAAAUCCAAGCAGCUAUAGAUAAACUAAUCGAAGAAUUGGGAGAUUCCGUAAAACGACGCGUUAUAGAUAUUCCACGUACAAGAUCAAUUUCGGAUGCUAGAGUGGCUAUCAUGUUUUCUGGAGGAUUAGAUUGUAUCUGCCUUGCUGUUUUAGCAGAUAAAUAUAUUCCAAAGGAAGAAGCAAUUGAUUUAUUGAAUGUAGGGUUUGAAAAUCCAAGGAUUCAGCAAGCAAAGAAAGAUAAAAAGAAAAAGAUUUCUCAAGAUGUUCCUAAGAAAUCUAUUUAUAAUGUUCCGGAUAGGUUGACGGGAAUACAAGGAGUUGAGGAAUUGAGGAAAAUAGCACCUGAUCGUAUAUGGAACUUUGUAGAAGUGAAUGUCCCAUAUGAAGAAGCUUGUGCUUUUAAGAUCGAAAUAACGGAAGUAAUGGCUCCAUCAGAUACAAUUAUGGAUUUGAGCAUAGCGAUGGCUUUUUGGUUUGCAGUUCGCGGAAAGGGUCAAAUUUCCAGUUCAGAAAAUCCGGAGGUAAUGAUUGAUUAUGAAAGCAAAGCUAGAGUUAUACUCGUAGGAGUUGGAGCAGAUGAGUUGUUGGGAGGAUAUUCAAGACACCGUGAGGCGUUUAGGCACGGUGGUUGGCAAAAACUAAUUGAAGAGAUACAACUGGAUGUUGAUAGAAUCUCAACCAGAAAUUUAGGCAGAGAUGAUAGGAUAAUUUCUUCACACUCUAAAGAAUCAAGGUUUCCUUAUCUCGCAUCAAAUGUUGUGUCUUUCUUAUGUUCAUUGCCUAUGCAUACUAAAAUGGAUAUGAGGUAUGAAAGAGGGAUUGGAGAAAAACUUUUGUUACGUCAUGUAGCGAGACAAUUAGGACUAUUUAAUGCAAGUUCUUUAUGGAAAAGAGCUAUACAAUUCGGAGCAAAGACUGCAAAGAUGACCGGUGAGAAUAACAAAGAGAAGGGAAAUAUGAAAGUUGGUAAGGAAUAA
Funneliformis mosseae is the source of this 1806-nucleotide messenger RNA. The record is from the annotation of a GenBank genome assembly. NCBI's taxonomy places the organism in Eukaryota, Fungi, Glomeromycota, Glomeromycetes, Glomerales, Glomeraceae.